AUGCUAAGCACACAGACUGGCACUGCCCACAACGUAACAAAUCAGGCAAGACAACCUUGCACAACAUGCCGAGCGGUAAACCGAUACUCGGUCGUUGGCUCUGACUCACCAACUCACUAUCCCUACAUCACGGCCCAUCGACCAGACAUCCUCGAUAUUUUCCUGCUAGACUUGCCAAACACACACUACCUCCUAACCAAUCACUGCGAAUUAUCUUCAGACCAUAACCCUCAGAUGCUAAACCUAUCAUCCCGACCUUCAAUGAGCGGGCCACAAUCAGCAAGCAAACGUAUAAACUGGAGAAAGUUCCAAACCGAACUAACUCCCCAAAUAAAAAACAUUCGCAUCACCACCAUCGAUGACAUCAACAAAAACAUCGACCAACUCACCAAAGCCAUACAAUCAGAGAUCAAAAACUAUUCCUAA
Molecule: messenger RNA, 426 nt
Organism: Macrosiphum euphorbiae (potato aphid)
Lineage: Eukaryota; Metazoa; Arthropoda; Insecta; Hemiptera; Aphididae
Source: the annotation of a GenBank genome assembly